AUGGCUCAGCGACACAUGUGCCCUUCAAUGGGUGCCUUGAGGCGCUCACUAAUAGGAGAUGUAGCAGCAUUGCCUAAAUGCCCGUCGAGGGCACUCCACAGCACCGCGAAGAAACUGGAAGAGCAACCCAGCGACGCAUCUCCAGCCCACCCGCCAAAUACACGCAAAGCUCGACAAGCGACUGCUCUCAAGCAGAUCACUUCCCUCCAAAAUCGCCGCAUCCAGCCCGGCGCACUCGCUCGAGGCUCCUUUCCAGGCGGUCAGAUGGCACAACGAAACCCCCGCUCGCCCUCCACUCCGGUCAACAAAGAUGGUUUCAUCCCCGAAGACGUUGCCCCGGCCGAUGCGCAGCCAGACGCAAACCCCCGCUUCGCCCGCAACACAGCACGCCCAACGACGACCCGCGGCUCGACCCCUCCCCAGGGCCAAAUGGUCCGCGCCCCCUCCACACUGCGUAUAACCCGUCAAGCAGUUGACGGACCUGCUCGUGGGCCUGCUCGUGGACCCAACGUGCGUGGCCCCAAUCUACGCGGCCGAGAGGGCGGUAGACCAGGACCAGGUGGAAAACGUGCUGGUGCAACAGGCAACAACCGUGGCGACGGUGGCCCGAAGAAGCGUGGAAAGAACGCUGGUGGUGACGAAUCAAUGCCCACUUCCCUUGCGGACGUGAGUAUCGGCGAAACAAUCUCAGACAGCAUGAAGCAGCAGCUUCUGCGCCUGCAAAAGAAGGAGUGGGACCGCGUGCCUUAUGAGCCCAAGUACGCCAAGGGCAGUUUUGCAGCGAACGAGCUGAUACAUGCUGGAAGGGAGCUGUUCAAGGGCGAGGCUCCGCCAGUCAAGAUUUGGGGACCUCUUGAGCACAGGAUCGGCGUUGUGGGCAUGUUUGGAGCCGAGGCACAUUUGAAGGUCCGCAGGGUGCCUGAUGGGGACGCAGAGCCGUUCGGGCAAGAGAUACUCGAGGAUGAGGGGCCAGUCGAGGUCAGUGGCGUGGAGAAGAAACAGGCUGUUGUACAAUAA
This is a messenger RNA of Alternaria atra, 1017 nucleotides long. RefSeq lists its product as uncharacterized. Lineage: Eukaryota; Fungi; Ascomycota; Dothideomycetes; Pleosporales; Pleosporaceae. The record is from RefSeq and is a predicted model, not a curated record. Bases 1 to 1017 code for a protein of 338 amino acids. The transcript is spliced from 2 exons.